Protopolystoma xenopodis is the source of this 255-nucleotide messenger RNA. NCBI's taxonomy places the organism in Eukaryota, Metazoa, Platyhelminthes, Monogenea, Polystomatidea, Polystomatidae. The record is from the annotation of a GenBank genome assembly.
ACGUCAGUCAGUCAGUCUGCCCGUCUGUCUGUUCAGAUAUCUAGUUGGGCCAAUGUCGGUGUGCUAGGUACCAACUUCACCGCCCAUCAUGGACUGACCGAAAGUUUUGACGACCGACACGACGACCGGACGAAAGACCAACUGGCAGAAUGGGCCAAUCCGACAAGUGAUCAGAGUCCGGGGCGAGUCUUGGCGCCCUCAUUUGUCACUCGGUCCUGCUCCUCUGCCCAAAGCCCAUUGCCCAGCUGCGUGUGA